Molecule: messenger RNA, 2169 nt
Organism: Rosa chinensis
Lineage: Eukaryota; Viridiplantae; Streptophyta; Magnoliopsida; Rosales; Rosaceae
Product: probable protein phosphatase 2C 75
Exons: 4
Coding region: 822-2003 (393 amino acids)
Biological process (GO): protein dephosphorylation
Cellular component (GO): nucleus; cytosol
Molecular function (GO): protein serine/threonine phosphatase activity
Source: RefSeq, a predicted model, not a curated record
AGCAUUAUGAGAUUGCUAGAACUUGUUAUGAGAGACUCAUCAAAAUGAGUGAAUUGUGUAAUAAACAACUACUGUACACAUUCUCACGUGAUCCUGAGUUUGAGCGGUACAGAGGAAAUAUUUAUGUUAGAAGUUCAGAACACUUUCUAAAGUGCAAGUCAUCAUCUGUUGUUUUUUUUUUUGGUCAAUAAAGCGCAAGUCAUUAUCAGCGACGGUUUCAUCCACAUUAUAGGCUAUUAGUUUGAAUAUUAAUAUCUUUUAUGCAAUAAUGAAUAUGGAUGUAUUUAGAAUGAAAUUUAACCCUAAAUUACAACAUUUCUAAUGAUCAAAGACCUUGUAAUAGAGAUCAAAUAAAAACUUUCAAAUGAACUGCUGGAUUAGUGUUAUUAACUUUUAAAUUCUCAACAUGAAAGUCACUAACCCAUCAUUUAAAAGUCUUCAUUAGUUCUUAUUUUAAAAUCAUCACUAGAGACUCCCUAUUUUGAUAGGUAUAGCUCACUGGCUGAGUAAAGGUGGUGAUAAAAAAAAUAAAAACGCUUGGAUGAAACACAAACCCAGGCCAACAAACUCAUCAAACGACAAAAAGGAAACACCUACAAAACGUGGAGAUGCAGUUGAAUCCAUCGGUUACACUUACACACCCAAAGCAAGAACCUAGCUCUCUGCCUCCCUCCCACGUAGUGGAUUCAUGGCGCAUGCAUACCUUUCUCUCCUUCCACGGGUCACCAAACAACUCAUCCAUCUACCACCUGCUACUCUAGUACGUUUUCUCUUAUAUUUACUCCUCCGCCCCUCAUCUCUCUCAUUGCGACCAACCCAAGAUGGAAUACAGUGACACAGAUACGCCGGAGCAAUGCCGGGAGCGCCGCCAUCGAAGAAUCCUGAUGAGGCGCUCGAGGUGGUGCUGUUGCGGCCAGCACUUUCACCGCCAGCUGAGUUCAUACCGGACUAAUUACACUAUGACCACUCAUGAAAUGCCGCAACACCGGAAUCCAAUGCCCGAUUUCGGCAAGUUUUCACUUAUAAGGCGUCGUUCGGAGAGCAUUAUUGACGAUACCUUAUUUGUGAAGGAGGACUUCUGCCGGCUCGAACUUCUAGGUGGACAGCCUAUGCAUUUCUUUGCUGUCUUUGAUGCUCAAGGAGACCCUCAUGUGUCCACGCUGUGCAAACAAUUGAUGCACCAAUGCGUGGCGGCGGAGCUGCGGCGCGUGUGCAGCACUCCAGGGCUUGGUGAGAACUUGAGCUUGGGUUUGGAAACGGGAAGCGAGCAGCAGGAAGGGGAGGAGGCCAAGUGGCAUGAUCUGGUGCGAACAGCCCUAGAGAGGAGCUUUCAGAGGAUGAACCGUCUCAGGCAACACACUUGCACGUGUGGGAACAUUACUGAUGAUUGCAGGUGUGGAUUCAUGAUCCUCACGCCGCCAGUUGCGGCUGUUGUGGCAAUCUUAACAGCUCGGAAUAUUGUCAUUGCUAACUCCGGUACCUCACGCGCCGUCCUUGGUCGUGCCGGGAGUUCUUUACCACUCUUUGAUAAUUCCAAGCCUGAAAGACUAGAUGCACAAGAAAGGCUUCGUGCAGUAGAUGGUCGGGUUUUCCAUCACAACGGCAUGCGUGUAUAUGGAAUUCUUAACAUGUCUCAUUCCACAGUGCAAACAGGGGAUCACUACCUUCUGAAUAUUUCCAUCACAGAACGAGAGGGAAAUGAAGAUGAAUGCUUGAUUCUAGCCAAUCAUGGUAUUUGGGAUGCUAUAUCAGAUGACAUGGCUUGCAGGGUAGCUAGAACAUGUCUCACAUUUGAAGAUGGGGAAGCUGCUAGAGCUCCAGCCAAAGAUGGUCGUCUUUAUGGUCCAGACACGUGUGAUCAUGAGACGAACAUGUUUUUCUCUUCCAAAACCAACAGUGCAGCUGCAAUACUCUGCCGCCUCGCUUUGGGCCGUGGCAGUCGAGGCGAUAUAAGUGUCAUUGUUAUCGAUUUAAUGGUUAGGUCGAAGUCAAGGCAAAAAUGACAUUGCAACUUUUGCAAGUAAAAUUUACUGCUGUUUCAUGAAAUUAAGUUUGUUUAGGAAAAUAGUGUGAAGAACCCAAAAAAAACCCGCAUCCAAAAAGUGGCAUGGCAAUGUUGUUCUUCUUCAUGUAGAUUGUUAUUAUGUUAGUUUGGCAAAAUUGCCAAUA